Molecule: messenger RNA, 1514 nt
Organism: Sebastes umbrosus (honeycomb rockfish)
Lineage: Eukaryota; Metazoa; Chordata; Actinopteri; Perciformes; Sebastidae
Product: zinc finger protein 629-like
Exons: 2
Coding region: 162-1022 (286 amino acids)
Cellular component (GO): nucleus
Source: RefSeq, a predicted model, not a curated record
GAGUUGCCAACAGCCUAAACCGAGAGACGAAGAAGACAUUUAUUUUGAAACAUCUCCCCGGAAGUGGUCGUUGGUGUUUACAGUGUUUUUGCUGCUGCAUUCAAACAACAGCCGACAGUGUUUCGUUUUCUUCUCUCUUCUUCUCUUCCUGAGGGUGAAACAUGUCCAGACUUCAGAGUCUGAAGCUGUUCAUCAGCCAGCGGCUGAGUGCAGCUGUGGAGGAGAUCUUCGGUCAUGUUGAGAGAACAAUAGAGGAGUAUGAAGAGGAGAUGAACCAGCGACACCGAGAGCUGAUGAUAAAACCUCAUCAGGUUAACCAGAGGACUGGAGCAGAGCCCCCACACAUUAAAGAGGAACACGAGGAACUCUGGACCAGUCAGGAGGGAGAGCAGUUUCAAGGGCUGGAGGAGGCUGAUAUCAUCAAGUUCCCAUUCGCUCCUGUCUCUGAGGAUGAGGAAGAGGAACCUCAUUCCUCACUGCUUCAUCAAAGACGAUCUGAACAGAUGCAUACAGAAGCUGAUGGAGAGGACUGUGGAGGACCAGGACCAGCCAGGAACUCAGAUCCAGAUACCGAAGACAAGACUGGAGACUCUUCUGAACCUGAGACAGAAGACACUUCUGAACCAGAGAGUGAUGACAGCGAUGAUGAUUGGAAGCAGACCAGAGUACGUCGAUCAGUUUUAAACUCCUGCCUUGUCAGUAAUGAGAGAUGUAAUACUGACAAGAACUUAUGUAUCUGCUCCGAGUGUGGGAAAAGAUUUGGCAACAAGACAAAUCUGAAGGUACACAUGAUAAUUCACACGAGAGAGAAACCAUUUAGCUGUACAGCUUGUGGUAAAAGAUUUUCUAAGAAGCCUAAAUUAAUUCGUCACAUGAAACGUCACACGAGAGGAGAACAUUACAGCUGUUUAGUUUGUAAGAAGCGAUAUAGAUAUAAACACGGUCUUGGCAGACAUAUGAGAACUCACAAAGGAGUGAAACUGUCUACUUUCUUUGUUACUGACACAAAUAAACCACAGUAACACUCUCAAAGGAUCAGAUCCAGAUAAACAUUUACAACCCAACACCGAGGACUGAUAUUGGACCUUUCAAAGAAAAGUUAAAGCACUUCUUUUCAGAUGAUCUUUCAUCACAAUCAUGUGAUCAUUACCUGUAAAAAAAUGACAUGCUAAGUGUUUUAUUAAGUUUGGAAUCUGACAAUUCAAAUGUACAGUUUAUUAUUGAAGGCAUAAGUAUGUUGCCUGUGUAAUGUCUCUGUUAUGUCAAUGAACUUCAUUAUAUUGUUGCUGUGUUAUUCACAUGCCUCAAGAAAACAACUGUCAAGAUGUAGAAGAGACCAGACUGAGGGUGUGUUAGUAAGCCUUUAAAAAAAGCUGGUCGCUGUGUACUUUUUAGACAACAACUUUAGUAAUUGUGUGUGAAGGGUUUGACGUAAGUUACUGAGCUUUUAUAACUUAAAUAAUGUAAGGACGACAACAUAAUAACGAAUAAAAUACUCUACUUGUCCUGCUUAA